AUGAUAUAUCUGCAGGUAAAUGGUCUAGCCAGACCUGAACAAGAACCACCCAAUGAUACUAGUAACGAAUAUGAUAUUGACCCGGUGCAGCAAGAAGACUUUUUCCGAGCACUAACUAACACAGACUUCUGUAACGUUCCACCGCCAAACACGACAUUUAAGGAUGAUGAAACGAUUUCUGAAACAGACCAAACCGCAAAUAAAGAAAACGGAAUUCCCAUUACCAUAGUGGAAGAAGAAGCUCCUGAACCAGAAGAGAUUCCACCAAACCUAGAUGCGGAAGAAGAGGUGUUCACCGAACAAGAAUACGACGAAGCAGUGGAGGAAGAUAAUGUGGAGGAGGAAAAAUCUGAUGAUAUGGAAGAGCAGAGCAAAGAAAUCGAAAACACAAAUGAAGAAAAGGAGGAUAUGAUGGAAGAAACCAAAGAAGAAGAGGUAACAGACGAAUUAACGGUAGAAAACCCAGAGGACAUAAGCCCUGAGGAUAAUGCAGAUGACCAAGAACCUCUGGUUGAUGAGGCUCCAGAUAAACUGGAAGAGGAGCAAAUCGAGGAAGAGCCGCAGCCAGAAGAAAAAUUGGUGGAAGAAGAACCAGUUCUAGUUGAACAACCUGUUGAGAAACGUAAACCCAGAAAUGCCUUAGAAGCUGUGUUUGAUUCACCAAGUGUUGAUGAAUCCAUGCUGCCUGUCAGUAAACCCUCACAGGUUGAAACAGUGCCUUAUGUAGAAGAGGAUGACGAGGAUGAUGACAAGUUUGACAUAACACUCUCUGAAGAGAUGUCCGCUUACUUUGCCAAGUCCUACGAUCCGAUGAUAUUUGAUUUCAGCCUAGCUUCUGCAAAUCUAAAACCAAUAAGAGAGUUUGUGACAAAAUGGGGUUUUUAUAAAGCAGUUCCUACUCCAGAUGUUUUGCAAAGAGCCCAGAAAGCCGUCAGACAUUUUAAUGUAGCAGCACCGAGGACAGAACGUGGCUAUCUUCUUCCAUUCCCCGUGUUCUUGACGAAACCCCCCGAUAUGAAAUCAUUUCAAACCAUUGAAAGCACAUUGAAAUUAAAAGAGACAAAGAGUUUCGAAGCUUUUAUCAAGCUGAUAAAGGACAUGACAUCUGUGGUAGAUGACGACGAGUUGAAAAUACGAAUAAUUAUGAAGUGGAUGUCACAGCAUUCUCACAAAAUUCCACCACUGGGUAAAAGUGGGAAAUCCGAUUUUGCAGGAUAUGCUCAAGUUCACCUCUUCUACAAAUUUUGCAAAAUGGUGGACAUUGAAUGUGCCGUCAUUGAGGGCAGAAGAAAGCUCUAUCACAGAGAACCCAGUACGAAUCCAGGAAAGCGAGCAGUUAAGGCGGUCUGGUGCGCUGUUCUGGUAAAGGGUCAUUGGCGCUUUGUAGAUCCUAGUCUUCCGGGGUUAAAAGAAUUGAAGAAAAUGAAUGACCAAAAAAUGGAACCAGAAUCGGAAAAUGUUUGGUUCAAAACUAUGAGGAGUAAGAUUGGAGAAUACUACAGCCUUCCUGAUCCUACCCUCUUUGUCCACACACAUUUACCAGACGUAGAAUAUUGGCAAUUGUUGUGCAGGCCAGUAAUGGAAUCCGAGUGGUACAAUAUGGUCUGUGUGUCGCCAAUGUUCUUCCAUUGUGGUUUCGACCUUCAGUCUAAGGUGACAUAUAAUGUGAAGUGCAACGGUUCACAUUUGAUUAUGACAUUCACGUAUCCUGCGGAUAAGAUGUUCGUGUUCAAUUCCUCAAUUGUGCCAAAUCCUCCCAAGAACCCUCCAUACAUAUGUAUAGAAUCUGACUUUGAUGGAAAAUCCCUUUCAGUUGAGGUUUUCGUGCGACAAAAGGGAACAUAUUUUCUUCACAUAUACUUCAAAGACUUAGGCAGUGACUGUCCGGACUUCUUGUUCUUGUGUACCUACUGUCUCGAAGUUUCAAAACCAAACUUGGAUGCAUUUGAUGCGUGUUUCGUGAAUGCUCGUCAACACUGGGGACCCGCUGACGACACACUCGACGCUGGGCUUAUUCCUGUCACACAUGUCACCAGCGAAAUUGAUUGUUAUAAGGAUUUUCUGGACAUUGUGUUCGAUUUACAAAAUGAUAUGAAUUUCCAUUGUUCUCUGAUUGACAAAGAUGGCCGUGAUCUUUCUCGACAUGUUGUUCACUGGAUAUACGGCAAAAAGUUGAACAUCAAGAUAACUUGCCCAGGUUUUCAAAAAUGUACUUUAGAGAUAUGCAUCAAAAACGAAACGGACGGUACAAAAAGAACAAUAUGUAAUUACCGUAUACAAUUCAACAGCAGCUAUAAGGAAAUGAAGUCUGUAAUGGGAUUCCCACCAAGCAUGACCAAACUUGGUGUUACAGAUGCGGGUGAGUUAUUGAAAUUUGUACCACUUUUCCCAAACCCCUGCGCCAUAACAAUGUCAGAAGAAACUACUCUGGAAUUUAGUGUAGAGCCUUCGGAUACCAUCAUAUUUCCAUCACUGAAAUAUGUUGCUAAUAAACUGUACAAUACGGACUCCUAUAUGGCAUGGUAUCUUGAAGAUGGAAAAUUGACUGUAUCCAUCAACCCACUACUGGACGGAUUGUACCUCUUAACAGUGCAAAGCAAAUACAAUAUAAACAUGGUAGAGAAUACGAUGCUUUACUUUGGACUCAUCAAAGUGGAUAUUCCCUCCAGUCAGUGGUCUCCAUACCCAGAGAGAUCUGUGGAUACCCAAAGACAAAUCAAAAUCGUGGAACCAAAGACACAAUAUCUCUGUGCAAAGCAAGAAUACACUUUUUCAUACGAAAUCGAAGGUAAUGCCCAAGAUGUUGCUAUUGUUACCAGUAAUGGUUGGUCCCAUCUCGAACAUCAAACUCCUAACAUAUGGGAGGGAACCGCAAUGACUGGACCGAAAGGGACAGACGUUACAUUGAAUGCGAGAUUUGAUGUUGGAUCGCAAAAGUUCACAAAACUCUUGACAUAUAGGGCAAUUGAUCCUAAUGGAUACGAAGGCAGAAACAAACGUCAGGAGCAGAUCAGGACAACUAAAAUGCUAGCGUUUGCCCAAGACGACGAAAAAGCAAAACCUACAGAAAAAUUAUCUCAAAUGGCAGAGAAACAUAGAAAAGAUGUCAAGUCCAAAGGCAAAAAGGGCAAAUCUAGAAAAGAAAGUGAUACUUCAAGAGAAAAGAAAUUAAGUCAAACAGCAACUCAAAAAGAAGGAAGUGCUACUGUGGGGAAAGGUUCUAACACUCCUAGAGCUACGCUUACAAAAAGAGGAUCAAUGAAUUCAAUUACAGAGGAACCUACCGUGCGGGGAAUAAAUAGAAAACGAGGGUCUUUGCAUAAUAAAGAAGAUUCUGGGACACCGCGAACAACAAGAGACACAAGAAGGGACGUUAAAAGGGAGCAACGAUCAUACGAAAAACCGUUAGAUAGGCAAAGAAGAGGAAGCAAUUCUGCAGAUGAUGUCCAAAAAGAUACGCCGAGAAGAGGAUCGAAAUCAAACCUAAAAGAUUUUGAGAAACAAGAUGAAAAAGAAAAAGUGCGAAAGGGCUCGAAUGGAAGUAUGAAAGAUAAAUCUAGAAAAUCUUCAAUAGACCAACCAGAAUCCCUCAAAAAAGAUUCGAUAACUACGGAGGUCAAUAACAGCGAUCAAAGACCAACAAGUGAGAAAAGUGUGCAAGGUCGUACAAGUUCGAUGUCCAACGACAAGGAGUCGAUCAAACAAAACGGGACGAAUAGUAAAAAUCCUGUUGAAGUCUUUGAUGAUAUAGAGGAAAAUGAAAAAGACUUACCUAACGAUACGGGGGAGAUAGCAAAGACACCUAGAAAAUCUUCCACUCAAAACGACCCGAAAGGCCGACCUAGCUACGAAAAAAUGACAAAAGCCUCCGGGGCAAAAUCAGAAAUACAACCCACAGAUACCAGCGAGCCUGAGACCCUGAGUCCCGCAACAAUCGCAAGGCUUAAAGCCAAGCGAAACAAUCAAACCAACAGGAAGGGCGAGAAAAUAGAAAUACAACCCACAGACACCAGCGAGCCGGACACCCUGAGUCCCACAACAAUUGUAACGCUUAAAGCCAAGCGAAACAAUCAAACCAAAAGGAAGGGCGAGAAAAUAGCCAUCGCCAACCCCGCUGGAAUGUUAACUUCUCCAAGAAUCAGCGUUUCCUAAAUAUCCUUAAAAUGUACAAACCCCAUUAUCGAAGACAUCACUGUAUAGCAAAUAAAAACAAAACAUUCCUGACAUUAAAGUAAUCGUGUUCUAAUAUUUGCUGCACCGAAGGUGUU
Ostrea edulis (European flat oyster) is the source of this 4268-nucleotide messenger RNA. RefSeq lists its product as uncharacterized. Bases 1 to 4152 code for a protein of 1383 amino acids. The transcript is spliced from 4 exons. The record is from RefSeq and is a predicted model, not a curated record. NCBI's taxonomy places the organism in Eukaryota, Metazoa, Mollusca, Bivalvia, Ostreida, Ostreidae.